AUGAGUUAUUUCGACGUUCGUGUUCGGGAGUCGCUCUUCCAAAGGAUCGACGGCGGCAAGCUCAAGAAAACGCCCACCACACCUAAGGAAGCACGACAAGUAGCCAAGAUCGCGGAAGAUUGGGUUCCGCCCGGUGUGUUUCCAUUCUUCCGCCUUCCACGAGAACUCCGCGAUACGAUAUACAAGUACGCCCUAGGAACGGAGGCCAGAGUAUUCCGCGCCGACAAUCUCCUGUUGCUAGCCACUUGCCAAACGUCUCCCAAGUACGGUCUCCGGGUUGUGAAUGAACAGAAGGAAAUCGAUGCGGUGAACGGUGAGGGAUCUGAGGAGAAAGAGGAUAAAGAAGACACAGAAGAGAAGGAUGGAGAAAACGCAGACGAGAAGGAUCAAGAAUGGGGAUGGUAUGAGGGUGGCUACGGAGGUGAUAUUUGGAAAGAAUAUGAAUGGUAUGAGGGUCGCUAUGAUAUGUGGUACAUGGGUCUUAACUCAGCCGUACCGGAAGGUCUUCCCAACUGGCUUCGCAGCAACAAGCAACUCUGCUCAGAAGCACUCCUGUGCUUUGGCGCUACCCGAACGUUCGUCAUAAUCGACUACUACGAUUACACCGAUUACACAAAAGCCCAUAGCAACCCUCCCGACAUGGCUGGCUUGACCAACUCGCUGGUCAUGAAUAGGAACGUCAUUCGCCACGUCGCAAUCAGGAGAGAGGUCGACCAGCUUAUGGACGACGACCCGAAAUUCCUGGUUCUUCUUCAAGGCCUGCAAGUUGAAAACUUGACGAUGGAUUUGGAAUGGAGUCAUCGUCUCGACUAUGAAUCGGAUGAUGAGGAUUCGCUAGAAGAUUGUAUUGAAGAGUGGGACACUUUGGAUCUUGGCUAUUGGGAGGGUAGGCUACAGAAGCUGAAGAUCACGAUUCCUACAAGGCGCGAAUAUGGAGACGAGGCUUUCAAUACGAAGACCUUUGAUCUGGCUGAAAGAUUGGCCACUAGACUGUUCGGACCUGGCGCUAAGGUGGUCUGGGGCCCUUACGUAUAUGACAAGAGGCAGGGCAGUAUCGGCCUGUACAAGAGGUAUCUGACUGUAGAGAAAGCGGCCUAG
Alternaria viburni is the source of this 1098-nucleotide messenger RNA. RefSeq lists its product as uncharacterized. The record is from RefSeq and is a predicted model, not a curated record. NCBI's taxonomy places the organism in Eukaryota, Fungi, Ascomycota, Dothideomycetes, Pleosporales, Pleosporaceae. Bases 1 to 1098 code for a protein of 365 amino acids. The transcript has a single exon.